UAAGAAAAGGAUUUUUGUCCCCAUUUCCUAGAUGAGCUCAUAGAGGCCCAAGGUUAAGCAGUGGCAGAGCCUGGAUUUGCCGCCAGGUUUUGUGUUUGACCUCUCCCUCCUGUCCCUGGGCCCCUGAACAGCAGAGAGGGAAGGGAGGUUCACAAAGACAGGUUCACAGAGCUCCCGGGCUCAGCUCCUGUCCCCACUUCCUGAGACAUGCCCAGGUGACUCCAGGAGGAAGGGUGAAGCAGAACCUUCCAGCCUGGGCACACACUGGGGAGCUGUAAGGAGAACUCUCAGAGACAGCACUGCUGGCACCAUGGCCUGCCCAGACAGAGAAAACUCGAUAGAGGCUGUCAUUGAGUAUCUCCGGAACGAAGAGAACCUAAAGAAGCUGCACCGCCUGCUGUCUAAAGAUGAAGAGUGGGAGAAACUUGUGGCCGAGGGUGAUUUGUCCAGGGAAGAGGUGGAUGAACUCCGAGAAGCUCUGAAGGAGCUUGCAACAUAUGUGUCCAUGGAGGACCAAGAGAUGGCCCAAGAAGACCAGCUGACCCAAGAAGACUGUAUUCAAAUACAGUCGUUUUUGAAUGAGUUUCCUCAGAUGAAAAUGGAGCUUGAGGAGCGCAUACAAAAGCUCUACGCUCUCGCAGAUGAGGUUGACAAGGUUCACCAGGACUGCACCAUCUCUGAGGUGGUGGCCAGCACCACCGGGGCUGUCUCUGGCAUCCUGACCAUCCUUGGCCUGUCUCUGGCACCUCUGACAGCAGGGGUGAGUCUGGCGCUCUCGGCCACUGGGAUAGGGCUAGGAACAGCCGCUGCCGUGACCAGUGUCUCCACCAGCAUUGUGGAAUACUCAAGUGAGGUGUCGGCAAAAGCUAAAGCCAGCCAGCUGUUGGCAACCGAUGUCAACAUAGCAGAUGUGGGGAAGGAGGCUGUGGGUCAGAACAUACCCAAAUUUGCUGACCUAACAUGCAAGUGCUCCCAAGCUGUGAAAGUCAUUGGGAAGAAUGCCCGUGCCAUCAAGUUGGUCAAAGCCAACCCACGCUUAGCAGCCAAUGCCAAGCGUCACAUGACCUCUGGGAAGAUCUCAGCCCGAAGCAGUAAGCAGGUACAGAAAGCUUUUGGAGGCACCACUCUAGCAAUGACCAAAAAUGCCCGGAUCCUGGGUGCAGCCACUGCAGCUGUCUCUCUUGUGAUGGAUGUGGCCAGCCUUGUGCAGAAGUCAAUCCACUUGCAUGAGGGAGCGAAGGCAAAGUUGGCUGCAGAGCUGAGGCAGGAGGCACAAACAUUGGAGAAGGAGCUGGAGCAGCUCACCCAGAGAUAUGAGCAUCUGCAGCGGGGCCUGGCCCAGUGACUCUCCAGGGCAGUGCAGAUUGGGGUGAGGGUGGGGGUGGGGAGUGGACAAAGGCAUGGACAAAAUGGAGACACUUUAUUAAAAGGAGAAAGAGGGUGAAAUGGGAACUGGAUUUUAAGGGUUUGGCAUUUCUGGAGCUGAGCACUGCAAGGAAGGUGUUAACGCAGAUGGCAACUGGGUCAAAAAGAAAGUGGAACGCUGGAGCCAGAAUAAGGGGCAAGGGAGCCCAGGAGAACAGGGAAGGGGAAGAAGAAAUCCAUUUUGGACUAAAGAAUACACUGUAGGAUGAAUAGAGAGGGAGGCCUGCAGGAAUAAGCAAUGAGAAAGCCCGAAAAACAAAAGAAUUGAAAAUGGGAGAAGGCCAAGAACUGCUGGAAUAAGAAGAAACAGCAGCUCCACUACCAACCUUCUCUAUGGUUUGAUGUCCCUGUAAGAAUGAGUCUUCCUGGCCAGGCAUGGUGGCCUGUGCCUGUAACACUAACACUCUGGGAGGCCAAGGCAGGAGGAUUGCUUAAGUUUAGGGGUUUGAGAC
This is a messenger RNA of Otolemur garnettii (small-eared galago), 1877 nucleotides long. RefSeq names its product apolipoprotein L3. The transcript has 4 exons. NCBI's taxonomy places the organism in Eukaryota, Metazoa, Chordata, Mammalia, Primates, Galagidae. The coding region runs from base 311 to 1345 and encodes 344 amino acids. Gene Ontology annotation, cellular component: extracellular region; membrane. Gene Ontology annotation, biological process: lipid transport; lipoprotein metabolic process. The record is from RefSeq and is a predicted model, not a curated record. Gene Ontology annotation, molecular function: lipid binding.